ACUAGACCCAAUGACGUCAGCUCUCUGAAGCACCAGCAGCCAGGCAGCCAUGGUUGCUUGCUGGAGGUGGUGCUGGUCCGCGUGUGCUUUGCUACUCCUCCCCUCCUUUCUUCACGGCAGGCAAGGAAACCACCACCAAUGGCCGCUGCUGUGGCAGGCUUUUCACCAAUUGUCGUGACACUUGUCACGCUGCGGCUGUUGGAGUGCAGGUAAAUUAGGAUGACAAAAAGAGCAGGCUCUGCUCUUUCACGUCGCGUGUCACGUCGGACAUGAAGUGACCAGCCUGUGGGGUUGAAGCAAGGAAAAGGGGCUUCCGUUUCGAUCUAGUUUCUGCGCACACAGAUCAAUUCUGUGCAUCUCGGUUCUUUCUAGUGCUGUGCUUACUGAAACUGUAAUCACAGUGAUGGGAAUUAUCGCAGUUAUAGAUCAGGCUCUUCAGCCCAGAGCCUGAUCUUAAGAACGGUGGCACGCAGAGAGUUCCUCUGUUUCUCCGAUCCGCCGAUCAGGCUCUUCCGCAGUUCCGGUUUCCUCGCCCUGACUGUCUACUCGUGCUUGUGCCUCGGCCUGGAAACUUGGUCUGCCGGGUUUAUUUGAAUUUCAGUUAUCGUAGCCCGCACGAGAAUUGUAUGGGACGGUCCUGCAGCUCCUGAUUGGUCCCCUCGGUCUCUAAGGGUUGCAUCGACACCAUUUGGAUUAAAAAGCCUCAUAGCUGCACGAGAACCGUUUCAGUUGUCGCACCCUACGGCUCCGUUCGGUCAGCUUGAUAAGUGCAUUGAGCUGUAAGCUUGAUAAGUGCAGAAAGCUUGAUAAGUGCAGUAAGCCUGAUAAGUUUAAUAAGCUUGAUAAGCCGAUUGAUCUCAAGGUUUCCACAAUUUCUAUGGCCUCGAAGCCUGUUGGAGCUCCGCACGACCAUCGGAAUCGGGAAACCCAUCAGAAGCAUCAGCGAAUGCAAGACGUCCUGUUUCUCCCUCCCCCAGCGUUCCCUAUUCAGCAGCAGCAUCCGCAGCAGCAUCAGUCGCAUCAGCGGGAGCAGCAGGAGCAGCAGCAGCAGGUUCUACAACUUGGAUCGCAGCAGCAGCAGCAGCAGCAGCAGCAGCAGCAGCAGCAGCAGCAGCAGCAGCAGCAGCAGCAGCAACCCAAGUUUGAUAAUCUGGCUUCGGACCAGCCUUCUCCCACCAUCAUGUCCGACCGUCGUAUCUCGCACGUGUCUCCGAUUCCGCUGCCUUUCGCGAGCGGCCAUGUUUACGCGGAGGGUUUCUACGUCAACUCUCCGCCAGUUGCUUUCGCGACCAUGUUCGGUAGUGCGGAAGCUCUCGAAAAUUUAGAUGGUAACGAUCUAGAUGGUAACAAUCUAGAUGGUAACAAUGCUGGAGGAGCCGUUACAACGAGAUUCGCGAAGGGCUGCGAGGCCCCCGAGGGCGGGAAGGCGGCUUCUGUGCUCAUCGGGGAUGCUGGUAACGGGGAUGAGAUAAAUCGUGACAAUAACGAGAGUCGGAUGGAGGUGGGGGGCUUGGAGAGCAUGUGGACCGACGAAUCGGAUAAAAUAGACAACGGGGAGGGGAGACCGGAGGAGAGAUUAGAGGGGAGGGGGUUCACGAGAGGGCGAAGAUGCAACGCGGGGAGGGAGAAGGAUCUAGGAGAGGCGGACGGGCCAGCAGCAACGGCUGGGACGGGCUGUGACUGGCCCCAGUGGCCGGAGUACACUCCUGACGAAGGCAUUGGGACUGACUGGGCGGAGUUGCUUAAGGUCGACGACGAGGUGGUUCCCUCGUCGAAGCUAGAGCCAGCAGAAGCAGGAGGGCAGCAAGGCUCGUCGUGUUCUUUGCCUUGGGAACUCACCUCUCGGCAGCUGCAGCAAGAGAACCAUCAGGAAGAGAACCAGCAGCACCAGAAUCAGCAGCAAGGAAGUCAGCAGCAACACCAGCAGCAGCAACCACAUCAGCAGCAGCAAUCUCAUCAGCAGUUACAUUGUGAGCGGCAGCCGCAGCAGCAACAGCAACAGCAACACCAACAGCAUCAGCAGCACCAGCAACACCACCAUCACCAGCGGCACCAGCAGCAGUACCAGCAGCACCAGGCACAACAACACGCAAGCACACCCCACCCCAUCUAUCCACCCUCAACCCACCUCCCGGCCUCCCCUCUUUCCAGGGCUCAAUACCCGCCCUACAACAACCCCUACGCGUCCUCAGACCUCCGUUUCUCCCUCAUUGCCGUGCCAGGAAUGUACGCACAGAUUCACCCGGGGGGAAGGGACCCUCUGCCUCUCCCCCUGCCCCUGCCCGCGCCUCUUGGCGCCGUGCCUUGUGCUCUCCGCGUGGCUGCGCCCGCCUCCUCUGCUUCGACGGCUGGGAGCAGCGGCGGAGUGGGAGGGGGAGGGGAAAGGGGAGGGGGACGCAGAGCGGUAGGGGGAGACGGGGCAGGGGCAUCAUCACAAGGAGUGGUCAAUGUUGCCGCCGCCACUGCCGGUACUGUUGCCGCCGUUGCUGCGGGUGCUGUUGCUGCUGGUGCUGGUGCUGGGAUUCAGGGCAAUAUUGGGGCGCCAGCCGCACCGGGUUUAACAGGUGCCGCUGCUCCUGGUGGUGGCGUUGCCGGUGGGGGUGGUAGUGGAUUAGAUGGGGUUAGCAUGCGGCGGAUUGACUCUGUAGGGGGGAUGAAUCUGUUGGCUGCAGGGACGGACGCUGCCGCUGCUGCUGCCUCUGCUGCUGCGUCUGCUGUCGCCGCUGCAGCAGCUGCAGCUUCUGGGGGGGGGGCUGCGCCUGCAGCGUCGAUGGGAGGGCCGGGAGGGGAAGGGGCCACGAGCAGCGUGGGAGGGGAAGGAGGGUUCAGCAUGGGGGGCGGAGGCGGGUUCAGCAGCGACGGCGGGAGUUCUGGCAAGCAGAGGCUGCGAUGGACGCCUGAGCUGCAUGAACGAUUCGUGGAGGCAGUGGCGCAACUAGGAGGCGCUGACAAAGCGACGCCCAAGGGUGUUUUGCGCGUUAUGGGCGUGCAAGGACUGACGAUCUACCACGUCAAGAGCCACCUGCAGAAGUUUCGGCUUGCCAAGUACCUUCCAGAGCCUUUGCCUUCCACACCCCGAGAAAAGGAGCCAAGGGCGGACAGAACAGAGAAGGCACUCAGGCGUGCCGCCUCUGGGAACUUCACGCCUGCUCCUGCCACCCUGGCCCCGCCCACCUUCCCUCCUGCUGCUGCUGCUGCUGCCGCCACCGCCGCCACUGCAGCCGCUGCUACUGCUAAUGGUGGUGCUCCUGGUGCCCCUGGUGUGCCUGGUGGUGCUGGUGCUGGUGGUACUCCUGGUGAUACUGCCGCUGCUGCUUCUCCGGAUUUCCAGCCCGUUGCUACAGACGCGGGGCUUUCAUCCGUCGACCCUGCUGUCAUUCGCAGCAUCCCCAUCACGGAAGCACUGCGGAUGCAGAUGGAGGUGCAGAGGCGCCUGCACGAGCAGCUGGAGGUGCAGCGGCAGCUGCAGCUGAGGAUUGAGGCGCAGGGUAAAUACCUCCAGAAAAUCAUUGAGGAACAGGCCAAGGCGACUGGCAUGGUGCCGGCCAGCCGAUCGUCUACUGCUGGGGGGGCGGUCACAUCUGCUGACCCUGCUGGGGCGCUGAACGCAGGUGGGGGAGGGGGAGGCGGAGGGGGAGGGGGAGGAGGAGGUGGGGGAGGAGUGACGGGGAGUGGUGCUGGUGGGAGUGGUGGUUUGGCAGGGCACAGUGGGGAGAUGUCUAUCGGGGUGAGAUCGAGCUCAGAGAAGCCGUUGGAUGCCCUGUAUGGCACGGCAUCAACGGCUGCCGCUGCAUCUGACAGUGCUGCUGCUGCUACGGCUGCGGCUGCUGCUCCGUACGGGUGUUACAUUGCUCCCCCCCCCUCAAACUAUUACCCAUCGGUCCAGGCAGGAUCUCCUCACACUACUCCUAUUCCUCCUGCUGCUGCUGCUGCUGCUGCUGGUGUUGCUAGUACCACUGCAGCUACGACUGCUGUUCUUUCUUCAGCUAGUGGCGCUGCCGCCACUGUUGCCACUGCUGCUGCUGUGGCUGCUGCUGCUGGGAUCACCAGUGAAAUCGCUCCUGGGUCACCCACUCUCAUGUCGAGCUCACCGCAACCACCCCAGGCGUCUCACCUCGCCCAACCCUCGAAUCAGCACUUUCCACAAGUGUCUUCUAAGCAGCCCAAGGCCCCUUCUCGCCUUCUCUGCUCCCCUCUUUCCUCAACCCGCCUUCUCGCCCUGCCAGCCCCCCCCAUCCGCCCUGCCCUCUCUGCCCCUCCUUCCCCUGCGGUUGUCCUGGACCCCCCUAAAGUUGCAACCGGCACUCCUGCUGUUACAAGCACUCCUGCUGCUGUAACGACUGACCCUUCUGCUGGUGCGCCUGAUGUUACCGCUGUCCAAUUCGCCGCCCAGACUGUGUCGGGGUCAGCUGCACCUGGAUUCGGGGCACCUGAGUUGCCACCUGAGGAAGCACCUGAGAAAGCACCCGAGAAGGCACCUGCUCCAGCUGCGCCCUGUGGCUCGUCGGGGCAGGAAAGAGGGAGGAGGAAGAGGCAGAGAACGAGAGAGGUGUUUGUGGAUGUGUGUGGGGAUAUGGAGGAGGAAGAGGGGGAGUGUGGGGAGACAGAGGAGGUUGACGAGAGUGGUGGGAAUGAUGGUGAUGGUGAUGAUGGUGGUGGCGAUGAUGGUGAUGGUGAUGGUGAUGGUGGUGAUGGUGGUGGUGAUGGUGGUGGUGGUGAUGAUGGUGAUGUAGAUGCAGGGAGAGGCAAGGAGAAUCUAGGUGAAGGUGCCUCUCUAGCUGCAGCUACUGCAACCGCUGCUGGUGAUGGUGCUGGUGGUGUUGGUGCCGCUGCCGCUGCUGCUGCUGCCGCUGCUGCUGUUGCUGCUGCUGCUGCUGCUGCUGGUUUUGAUGCGGCCCCGCCACCCUCCGUUCCUAUCUCCCGUAGCUCUAGCUACGUGGGGUCGGGAGGGCAUCUGUCACUGCCACAGCAGCAGCAGCAGCAGCAGCAGAAGAAGAAGAAGCAGCAGCAGCAGAGGCAGCAGGAGCGGACUGGAGUGCAAACUGACAUGGGUUUUGGCACGGGUGGGAGCAUGAGUGUGGCCGCCAUGCCAAACUCGUCGCAUGGCGUCGCAUACACUCAAGCACAUUCCCCAGUACCACCUGCUGCUGCAGAUGCUGCUGCAGCCGCUGCUGCUGCUGCUGCUGCUGCAACUGUGGCAGGUCACGCUAGCCUCCCCGUACAGUCACACCCGCAUACAGGCAUCCAUUCAGGCCCCCAUUCAACGCCGCCCCCUCUGCAUCCACCCCAUCAUCCUCCCCCGAACCAUGCCCAGCACCAUUCCAUGCCACACCCCCCUCCCAUCCAUCCUCAGAUGAGGUAUGAUGCGCCUCCAAGCAUGCAUGCCAUGCGACACCCCUCUUCCACCCAUACCCAACACCACGCCAUGCCCCAUCCCUCGUCCAGCCAUGGCCAACACCAUGCGAUGCCACAGCCCCCUCACUACAUGUAUUUGUCAGCUGGGAUGCAUGCUGGGAUGCAUGGGUACCCUCCACCCCCCAUGCCGCAUGGCAUGGCGCCACACUAUGUCCUGCCUGCUACAGUAGGACAUCACAUACCACAACAUGCUGACAUGCCUCAACAUCCCAACAUGCCUCAACAUGGCAGCAUGCCACAGCAUGCCAACAUGCAUUUGAGCGUUCACCCAAGCACCCAUCCAAGUCAUCCUAACCAUCCAAACCAUUCAACCCAUCCACAGCAUGCAGGCCACAGGGGUACGCAUGCCUCUCCCUACAUGUAUGCGGGCAUGCACCCUGGUUCCGCCACUGCUGCUGGUGUGACGUCAGCACCAUCAGGACAACCCUACACCAUGGUUUUCGCCCCACACGUUGUCAUGCAGCAUCAGCAGCAGCAGCAGCCGCAGCAGCAGGAGGAGGAGGAUAAUGAUCAACACGCAUCCCAGCAGCAGCGGCAGCAGCCGCAGGAAGGCAUUUCAGGAGGAGGUUGUUUCAAUCAAGGUGUUGUUUUCAAUGCGACCGUGCCUUCCCUUGCUUGGUCCCAACCAGGCGUUAACCCGCUAGUCGUCGACGGCACGAUGGGCAUUCUCUCUCCUAGCCAUGCCACAGCAGCAGCAGCAGUUGCCGCCGCACAGCAAGAGGCACAGGGGGGAGGGCGGGAAGGAGGGGGGGGAGGACGGGGGGAAGGGUCGCAGCAGAGGAAACAGAGGAAGCGGCAGCCGAGGCAUCAGCAGCAGCAGCUGUCUGCGGCCGUGGCUGCAGGUAUGCUGGCAGGUAGGAUGCAGUAUCACCAGCAGCAACAGCAGCAACAGCAGCAGCAGCCGGAGCAGCAGCAGCAGCAGCAGCAUCAGCAGUAGUUGGGGUGGGGCAAGUAAUUCACUGGGUUUUCCCAUAGCUAACCAGCAGUAGUUGUUUACUAGCAGUGCUGCUCAUUGCUUUUCCCGAAGCACUGACCUGUGGCAACCACAGUGGUAAAUCCAAUCUGAGGUGAGCUGUGGUAGCAGUGAUACUGUGCAUCUUUUACUAAUUCUCUAAGGUCUUACUGGCUUUAGUUUCUGCACUAGUGAUUGAUUUGUGUAAGGAAAAUCCCUAACCCUUAUCAAGUCUCGCUAACAUUGAGUACA
Molecule: messenger RNA, 6619 nt
Organism: Closterium sp. NIES-67
Lineage: Eukaryota; Viridiplantae; Streptophyta; Zygnematophyceae; Desmidiales; Closteriaceae
Source: the annotation of a GenBank genome assembly